AUGCUGACUUUUGAUAAGCCGCCCUCCACGCAGACCAGCAGUCCCUUCAGGACCAGCUGGACCACUAACCAAUUAACGAAAGCAGUGAAGCCCGAGCCUGGCAGAGCCCCGGAGGACACGGCCGAGUCCAGGAGAGAGGACUGCGGAGAGGAGGAAGAGGAGGAAGGGGAAGAGGAGGAGGAACAAGCGGGCGGCCUAAGACGAAGAGAUUCACAUAAGAAGAAGCUGAGCCAGGCCCGACUGGACCGUGUCCGGCUGCGGCGCAUCGAGGCCAACGCGCGCGAGAGGAACCGGAUGCAUGGUCUGAACAAGGCGCUGGACAGUCUGCGGAAGGUGGUCCCAUGCUACUCCAAGACGCAGAAACUGUCCAAAAUCGAGACGCUCCGCCUGGCCAAAAACUACAUCUGGGCCCUCAGUGAGAUCCUGAGCACCGGGAAGAGGCCCGACCUGCUCACGUUCGUGCAUACUCUGUGUAAGGGUCUGUCCCAGCCCACCACCAACCUGGUGGCCGGCUGUCUGCAGCUCAGCUCCCGCAGCUUUCUGUCGGAACCUGGCGGGGACUCGUUCUCCCGGUACCCCGCCUAUCAGCACCCCGGGAUGGAGACGGUGGGUCCUGGCUCGGCGGACAGACCCAUGCGCCCCUUCGGCUCUGUGUUCGGUCCCUAUGAUGCUCUUUACGACAGUCCCUCUCCGGACACGUCCAGCCCGCUGGACACAGUAGGGACCCUCAGUCCCCCCGUCAACUUCAACGGGAUUUUCUCGCUCAAGCACGAGGAGCCGGUGGAGCGUAGCUGUCACUACGGCCUCCGGUACUGCUCUAUCAGCCAGGGGCCCUCCGCAGAGAUCGGCCCCUAUGACAUCCACCUGCGAGGCCAGUUUUACCAGGUGCAGGAGGAAUUAAACAAACCUUUCCACAGUUAACGAGCCUCACAUGGAGAUUUAACAG
Plectropomus leopardus (leopard coralgrouper) is the source of this 946-nucleotide messenger RNA. NCBI's taxonomy places the organism in Eukaryota, Metazoa, Chordata, Actinopteri, Perciformes, Serranidae. The record is from RefSeq and is a predicted model, not a curated record.